Messenger RNA from Paramecium primaurelia, 562 nucleotides. The record is from the annotation of a GenBank genome assembly. Lineage: Eukaryota; Ciliophora; Oligohymenophorea; Peniculida; Parameciidae.
AUGGAUUCAAAAUCAAAUCUAAAGAAAAUUAACAAGCUUAUUUUACUUAUCCUACUAUUAGAAAGAACAAUAGAGAACAAUAGAGAAACAAUUAGAGUUUUAUAAAUCAAAAAGAGUUUAUAAAAAAUAGAUUACCAAAAAGAAUUAAAAGUCUUAAAAGUAUAAUUAGACAAUCUCAAAGAAGGAUAAAAGAUCUUAAAUAAAUAGUUUUAACUUUCAAUAAAAAUUAUGAUGAAAUUACAAUCCCAUUAUGCUAAAUUGAAUAUGGUAAUGUUAUUAAUAUUAUCUAGAUGACUUUGCAUACUGUUGGAUUUGCAAAUAUAUUUGGAAAUCUCUUAUAUACAAAUCAUAAGAGAAUAUGGGGUAAUAUUGGAGGAGAUCUUUUUCAGGUAUCAAAGUAACAUCUAAAUAUAAGUUAUAACUUAAUUCAAUUGUUUAAGGAUUUCCUGAACUCUUAGAAACAAGAAUGCCAACUCCUUUUAUGAGCAACUUAGGAACUCCAUUACCUUUUUAUCAAUUUAUUGGAUAAAUGAAGGAAUUCACAAGUUUACUUCUUUAAUGA